GUUGGUAGCUUUACAAGCAAACCCAAAAAAAUACUACAAAAAAGAAGUGAGAGGGUUACAGUCAAAACGUGGCCGCCUAACCCCUCAAUGUUUGAUGCUCUUCCUGAUAUAGUAUUAUUUCAUCAUUUUCCUUAGCACUCUUCAGUCCGUAUUCCCAUACAUAUAUUCAUAACGAAGCGUCUCUUCAAAAACAUCAACAAGAAACAGAGAAUAAAACAAUGGCAGCUGGUGGAGGAGGAAAGUCCGAUGACUUCCAGCCGUUCCCUGUCAAAGAACAGCUCCCCGGUGUUGAUUUCUGCGUUUCCAGCUCUCCAUCUUGGUCUGAAGCAAUAAUUCUAGGAUUUCAGCAUUACGUGGUAAUGCUUGGGACAACUGUUAUCAUAUCAUCUAUAAUUGUCCCUUUAAUGGGCGGUGGCAAUGUGGAGAAAGCUGAGGUUAUAAAUACUGUUCUCUUUGUUGCUGGCAUAAACACGCUAUUGCAGACAUUGUUUGGAACCAGGCUGCCGGUGGUGAUUGGGGGAUCUUAUGCUUUCAUUAUUCCCACCAUUUCCAUUGCUUUGUCCAGAAGAUAUAGCAUUUUCAUUGAUCCCCACCAGAGGUUUAAGCACUCCAUGAGAGAUGUACAAGGAGCACUCAUUGUUGCAUCAUUCUUUACUAUGGUUAUUGGUUUCUUUGGUUUCUGGAGAAUUUUGGCAAGGUUUUUCAGCCCACUUGCAGCUGUUCCUCUUGUGAUUCUCACAGGACUCGGGCUCUACGCACAUGGUUUCCCACAAUUGGCCAGAUGCAUCGAAAUUGGACUCCCAGCAUUGGUAGUAGUGGUUUUCUUAUCUCAGUAUGUUCCCCAUUUAAUCAAAUCCAAGAGAGCAAUAUUUGAUCGUCUUGCAAUCCUUUUCUCCGUUGCGAUUAUAUGGGUUUAUGCAGAAAUUUUGACAGCAGCUGGUGCUUAUGAUAAUAGAGCUUCAAAAACUCAGUUCAGCUGCCGUACUGAUCGUUCUGGGCUCAUUAGCGCUGCACCUUGGAUAAGGGUUCCAUAUCCAUUUCAAUGGGGAAGACCGAGUUUCAAUGCUGCUGAUACUGUUGCAGUGAUAGCUGCCUCUUUUGUUGCUAUCAUUGAGUCUACGGGUACGUUUAUUGCAGCAUCAAGAUAUGCGAGUGCCACUCCUAUGCCGCCUUCCGUGUUUAGCCGUGGUGUUGGCUGGCUGGGAGUAGGCAUUUUACUAGAUGGUUUAUUUGGCACAGGAAGUGGCUCCACUGCUUCAGUUGAAAAUGCAGGUCUUUUGGGAUUAACAAGAGUUGGAAGUCGGAGAGUCGUUCAAAUAUCGGCAUUAUUUAUGCUUUUCUUUUCUGUAUUAGGAAAAUUCGGGGCUGUUCUGGCUUCAAUACCAUUGCCAAUUAUGGCUGCUCUCUACUGUCUCCUCUUUGCUUAUGUUGCUUCAGCUGGACUUGGUCUCCUUCAAUUUUGCAACCUAAACAGCUUCAGGACAAAGUUUAUACUGGGAUUUUCUCUCUUCAUGGGCCUCUCCAUCCCUCAAUAUUUUAACGAGUAUCUACUAGUUUCAGGUCGUGGCCCUGUUCACACUCAUUCUACAUGGUUCAACAAUGUCAUGCAAGUAAUUUUUUCAUCCCCGGCAACAGUGGGAAUCAUAGUUGCUAUCUUCUUGGACAGCACCCACAGUUUCGGGCAUAGCUCAGUUUGGCGAGAUAGUGGAAGGCAUUGGUGGGAAAAGUUCAGGAAUUUCAACACAGAUACUAGGAGUGAAGAUUUCUAUUCCCUGCCUGGUAAUCUUAAUAGGUUCUUCCCUUCAUUUUAAACUUCAAGUCUUUCCUUCCAUGGACAAAAAACUGAAGAUCAGUGACAAUAAUGACCAUGGAAGAUAUUUGCUGGGAAAUUAAAUCCUUCCUUUUUAAUUUCUUAGUUAUUAGUAGUCCAUAUCGAUACUAGAAACAAGCAAAUAAAAAAGUUAAAAAACCGUAUAUACUGUUUGAGCAAUUGAGACAGCGAUUUGGGAAACCAUUAUCAGCUAAGCUUAUGGCUAAAAUUUCCUUCGUACGCCAAGAAUUUGCAGUGGCAGUUUGUUAACAUGCUAGUUUCAAUUCAGUACUUGUAAGAAAUUUAUUGGCAAGUCUUUUUAGCAUAGAUGUACGAAACUUUUUUUUUUCUUACAGAACUUAAAUUAUAGUGAAUUAUUGUACCAAACUGAUUCUUUUAUGUAAAA
Durio zibethinus is the source of this 2216-nucleotide messenger RNA. RefSeq names its product nucleobase-ascorbate transporter 4-like. Gene Ontology annotation, molecular function: transmembrane transporter activity. Lineage: Eukaryota; Viridiplantae; Streptophyta; Magnoliopsida; Malvales; Malvaceae. Gene Ontology annotation, cellular component: membrane. Gene Ontology annotation, biological process: transmembrane transport. The record is from RefSeq and is a predicted model, not a curated record.